CGAGCGGAGGGAAAGAUGGAGGUGCGGGUCGGGGAGACGCUGCUGUGUCUGACGGUGCUGUCCGGCGUCUUCUUCGCGGACCCCGUCCUCGGGAAAUACGUCAAGGGCCUCGUGAACACCAAAGAGGACUGGCUGUUCCUCACCCGCUUCUGCUAUCUCACGGAUUUUGGACGUCUGGACUUCCGGUUCCGCUACCCGAAGUCUCACUGCUGUCAGAACAUACUGCUGUACUUUGACGACAGCUCCCAGUGGCCGGCGGUGUACAAGAGGCACGAGAAGAACUGCUACCAGAAGGAAGCGGUGCUGAGGCCCGAAAACAGACAGGUCAUCAACCUCACGACGCGCUACACCUGGUCAGGCUGUGUGGUGGAGGACGACGGGGACGAGGAGGUUCUGAGCUGCGUGGGCGCCCGCAGUUCCCGCUCGAGGAGGGAGAGAUGGUGGUACAUCGCACUCAGCAAGUGUGGGGGCGAAGGCUUGCAGCUGGAGUACGAGAUGAAGCUGACCAACGGGCAGUCGUUCUGGACGCAGCAUUUCUCUGCGGAUGAGUUCGGGAUCUUGGAGACGGACAUCACCUUCCUGGUCAUCUUCUCCCUGGUGUUCCUCCUCUCCUGCUACUUUGCCUACAAUCUGAAGGGACGGCAGCUUCUUCACACAACCUACAAAAUGUUCAUGACGGCGGCCGGUGUGGAGGUGCUCAGCCUGUUGUUCCACUGCGUCUACUGGGGCCUCUACGCCAGAGACGGAGUCGGCAACGGCAGCCUGAAAAUACUCGGGAAACUGCUGUUCUCGGUCAGUUUCUUGGUCUUCCUCCUGAUGCUCAUAUUGUUGGGAAAAGGUUUCACUGUCACCAGGGCAAGGAUCAGUCACAGUGGGUCGGUUAAGUUGAGCAUCUACAUGACCGUCUACACAAUCACCUACGUCAUCCUCUUCAUCUACGAGGCAGAGUUCUUCGACCCGGGCGACGUGCUGUACGCCUACGACAGCCCCGCCGGCUACGGGCUGAUGGGCCUGCAGCUGCUGGCCUACGUGUGGUUCAGCUACGCCGUGCUGGUCUCUCUGAAGCACUACCCGGAGAAGCAGCCCUUCUACGUCCCCUUCUUCACCACCUACACGCUGUGGUUUUUCGCCGUGCCCGUCAUGGCUUUGAUCGCCAACUUCGGGAUUCCUCGUUGGGCGCGGGAGAAGAUCGUAAACGGGAUUCAGCUCGGCAUCCACUUCUACGCUCACAUGGUGUUCCUCGUCAUCACACGGCCCUCGGCAGCCAAUAAGAACUUCCCGUACCACGUCCGCACGUCACAGAUCGGGAUCCUGCUGUCCAGCCCCAAAGCGGGCGAGGGGGGCGAGAGCUUCCCCCACCACGCCUACGGGAACGGCUCCUUCCUGGGAGACUCUCAACCCAACUUCACAGAGCUCUUCUCCAUCCACCCGGACCCGGUGAAGACGGUGGAGGAGACGGUGGCCCGCAAAGCCCCCGAGGUGGCGAGGAACAGCGAGCAGAAGAUCAUCACCACUGCUGCCGACCUGACGGCCAUUUCGCCGCCGCCGCCGAUCCCCCCGCGCCCGGCCACGCGCUCGCCCCCCCCGCCGCCCCAGCUGCCCUCCUUCACAGAGUACUUCAGCAUGCAGGGCGGAGGAGGGGGCAUCGGAACGAAGGCGUGAGGCGGAGCGACGACCCAACUGGAGGAAAUGUCGGCGCCGGUGGAUCGGCUCGGAGAGCAGAGCCGCUCACACGGCAAAGAAGCAAUAAAUGUUUGAUGUUGACCAGGAGGACGGCGCCGCGGCGGCAGGACGGUCGCUGCGGAAACGGAACAAAAUUCUUGAAAUACUCGUCAAAUAUUCACGAGGCGCCGAGGGUCCGCGGGAGUUUGUAAAUAGCUGAACCGCACAGAACUAAAUAUAGUUUCAUUUCACGAAAAGGACAUUUGUUUUAAAGAGAAUCUGAGGCCGUUAGAUUCAAGUCGCGUUAAACUUCAGAAAAACUACAUCUUUUUUUCCAUGUUGGGUCUCAUUUUGAUAAAGUAAAGAUAUUACCCGGAGUCCGUCGGGUUCAUUUGGUUGCAGCUGGCUCCUCUGUACUGUGGGCACUUCUGAAACACGCAUGUUUGUGUUGUAUUUCUUGUCAAAAAGCUGAAACAUGUACCUCCACGUGACCAUGCGAUAUCAGCGUAUUCUAUUCUACACUUUUCUAAAUGCACAGUCGGCUUUUGUAUUCUUUCGACUGGAUGAAUCCAGCUAAUUGUCGAGUAUUCCCGUCGGUGUGAGCUGAAUGUCUUUAAUGUGAAUGUACGAACGCAAUACAGCACAACAACGGGGACAGAAAGUACAACUUUUGUUACGUUUUCCUAUAAGAGUAGGGGGCUUUCUUAACUCCACUCCCCCCCCGUCUGGUACCUGAAACAUCCGUUGGCUUUAUCUCACUUUGACGUUUAAACCGUGUGAACAAAUAGGUUUUUUUUUAGCAGCUAAUACAUUAAAAAAAACACGUCUUGUAGAAGAACCGUGGAAUCUGCAACUGUACAUUUAGUCCGUCCUGCAUGGAGCACUUUAAUGUUCCUGUUUAUUGGUGAUGUCAUCCUGUAGGACUGUAUUCACACGCCUGUACGCGCGGUCUGAACGACGCGAACGCUCCGUUUGACCUCCAGCGCCAAAAAAACGGCCGCCAACCGUCCCCGCGGCUCCUCGCCCACGGACGGUGGCGCUCGGCUGUGAUGGAGCGCUGCGGCUUCUGAGCACCAGUCGUUGUUUGUGAUUGUGUCCCGUUCGUGUUUUGAGAUGUCUGCUUUAAUCUCGUGUAUAUUGACGUACAAUUAUGGACCCGGAGGGACGGACGUGGCGAGAGGAGAUUAUCGUGUGUGUGCGCAUGACACUGAAACAGCACAGCUUCUAGGAGAGCACAUCACCGUUGAAAUGCAUCUUAAUGGUGUCAAAUGAACAUUCUAAAUACGCUGUGUAUACAUCUGCACCUUUUUUGCCAAAAUAAUAAAACUGUUUUUAUUAGAGGGCUCGUC
Molecule: messenger RNA, 3011 nt
Organism: Gasterosteus aculeatus aculeatus (three-spined stickleback)
Lineage: Eukaryota; Metazoa; Chordata; Actinopteri; Perciformes; Gasterosteidae
Gene: tmem145
Product: transmembrane protein 145
Biological process (GO): G protein-coupled receptor signaling pathway; response to pheromone
Source: RefSeq, a predicted model, not a curated record